AUGAGCGGCACAACAACCAACAUACGCCUUUCCACCGCCGCCUACACUGAUUCCCCCACAAAGCUCCGCUCCGCCUCCGCCUUUCCCAGCUUAUACAAUCCGCCCCUUUCUUACUCUGGUCUCUCAUUUUCCGGGAGCUUCAAUUUUGCACCUUUCAGGCAAGCUCGUGCGACGUCAUCGUUCGCCAUGGCCUCUCCGAUUUUAGUGAAAGUCAACGCCUCUUCCACCGUGGGGGAGCUUAACAAUGAAUAUGAAGCUUCAUCUACUAAAAAGGUUGGAGCUGAUGACUUGUUGAUUGUUGGGCCAGGGGUCCUUGGACGCAUCGUGGCUGAAAAAUGGCGGGAGACAUUAACGACUGAUCAUCAUGAUGAGCUAAUAAAGAUGGGGAUCAGUCCUUUUCUCAAGUGGGGAACCCAAGUAGCUUCCAAGUUUUCCCAAGUCAUCUUCUGUGCUCCUCCAUAUGGAACCGCCGAUUAUCCGGGUGAAGUCAGGGAAGCAACAUUAAGCUGGAAUGGUGAAGGUUCCUUCCUAUUUACUUCAAGCUCGGCCCCCUAUGACUGCAACGACAAUGGAGAUUGUGACGAGGACACUCCAGUAGUACCCAUUGGGAGGAGCCCUCGGACUGACAAUCUACUAAAUGCAGAGAAAGUAGUGCUCGAGGCUGGGGGUUGCGUUGUCAGACUAGCUGGACUUUACAUAUCCUUCCUUUUUUCUUUCUAA
This is a messenger RNA of Striga hermonthica, 720 nucleotides long. NCBI's taxonomy places the organism in Eukaryota, Viridiplantae, Streptophyta, Magnoliopsida, Lamiales, Orobanchaceae. The record is from the annotation of a GenBank genome assembly.